AUGGUAGGUCUUCUGUCGCUUCAUCUCGAAACAAGUGCGGCUGACGUCGUCACCUUCGAUUGGCGUAUUACGCACCUCUUCACCGAAUACGACGGCGUAUUUAUCGAUUCAUUUGGUAUUAAUGACAAGCCCAGUGACCAAGCCAUCAUCGAAGUAGAGCUCGGCCAAGAAGUCGAAGUCCGUGUCACUAACGAGCUGAAUGAAUCAACGUGCUUGCACUGGCACGGUAUGAAGCAAUUGGGUACCCAAGAGAUGGAUGGUGUAUCCGGGCUCACCCAGUGCCACAUCAGCCCAAAUGACACAGCUGUAUAUCGCUUUUGUCCCGACAAGGCGGGCUCGUUCUGGUGGCACGGUCAUAAAGGAUUGAUGUACGCGUUUGGCCUCCGCGGUCCGAUGAUUGUCCACGCCCCACCAAAUGCACGACAGGACUGGGAAAUUGAUAUCGAUGAUGAGUUCAUCAUUACAUUAGUGGACCUCUACCAUCGAGAGCCGUUCCCCAAACGUAUGUUUGAUAACAUCCUCAUUAACAACCGUGGGCGCUACAGCUGCGCCGCUGCAGCUCACCACAACUUCACCAAAUGCACUGACGACCAACCGCUUGCGAAUUUUCACUUUCAACCUGGAAAAAAGUAUUUGUUACGGCUUAUCAAUAUGGCCGCGCUGUCUCCGAUUGUAUUCAGUAUCGAUGGUCACGAAUUCCGGGUCGUUGCAGCUGACGGCGACUAUCUUCAGCCUUCGGAGCUCAUCAACUCGAUCCGUCUGAACACCGGCCAGCGCUACGAUAUCAUAGUUGAAACUAUAUCUGAUUCCAUGGAGAUGCCGAUUGGACCGUUCUGGAUGCGAGCCUUGGGACUGCACGGACUUCCGUGGACGAGAGGAGAUGCUUCGGUCGCUGGCAAAGGAUUCGUCUAUGAUGGUCGUGCGAUCGUUACCUAUGGAGAUGGAAAUUACAACGCUGAGCCGACGUCAACACAGGCGACAAUCCAGACAACCGUGAACGAGUUCGAAUUUGUGCCUCUGGUCCCCACUACGCUUCCUGAGGUAGCUUCAGACCGCGCUGUCCUCCAGCUCAAAAUGCAGGAUGGUAAAGGCUACUUUUCUAUCGAUGGUAGUGCUUUUCACCAUUUCGAAAUCCCGUACCCUCCUCCACUUUUUUCGAUUGCCGAUGGCCUGAAGACUGAGCAGCUGCCGAUCACCGCCAACGCACGCAAGAUCGAGCACGGCAAGCACAUCGAGGUGGUGCUAGUCAAUGCAAAGGACGAGCAGCACCCGUUCCAUUUGCACACGCACUCCCCGUGGGUCGUGGGCUGGGGCGUGGCAUCACUCGACCAAAUCUAUAAAAACGAGCUGCCUCCUCUCAAAUUGGACAGCGCAAUGCUGCGCGACGUCUACACCGUCCCGCCUUGCACCUCUGACGGCAACAAUGGCUGCAUUGAUGCCGGAUACGUCGUGCUUCGCUUUGACGCUGACAAUCCGGGCGUGUGGAUCUUCCACUGCCACAUCGACUUUCAUCUGGAGGCAGGUCUGAGUAUGAUGCUAGUGGAAGGUGAAGAGGAGCUGCAACAGAGGGGCGUCAAAUCCUUUGCCAAGAGCAUGCUCAGUGUCUGUGGUAGUAACACCAGUUUCUCUAGCAUAGCACCAAAUUCGCAGCCCACCAGUUAA
Molecule: messenger RNA, 1662 nt
Organism: Peronospora farinosa
Lineage: Eukaryota; Oomycota; Peronosporomycetes; Peronosporales; Peronosporaceae
Source: the annotation of a GenBank genome assembly